This is a messenger RNA of Mus caroli (Ryukyu mouse), 3651 nucleotides long. It is a transcript of the gene Dis3l2, whose product is annotated as DIS3 like 3'-5' exoribonuclease 2. NCBI's taxonomy places the organism in Eukaryota, Metazoa, Chordata, Mammalia, Rodentia, Muridae. Gene Ontology annotation, molecular function: 3'-5'-RNA exonuclease activity; RNA binding. The record is from RefSeq and is a predicted model, not a curated record. Gene Ontology annotation, cellular component: P-body. Gene Ontology annotation, biological process: miRNA catabolic process; mRNA catabolic process.
UUCCAAAGUGAUAUAGACUUUAUCCGGCGUCUGUACGCUUUGAACCGAGCAUUUAUUUCCCGGGGAGUUAGCUUUGCAGUUAGGAAUGAGUUGUGGACAGUAUAUUGUAUCUUAGCUGUUGUGGCUUCCAGUUUUAUACAGAAGGGACGUCCUGGGACCUGACUAAUCUUGGGAAAGAUUUCAAGUAAAAUUUACUCCGUUAAAUAGGGCCAGGUGUAAAUAUAUCUCCGAUUUACACUUCAAAAGAUAACAGUGGCACCGAAAACCUCUUUUGAGUUUGGACAAGUGACACCAAGAAGAUCUUAGACAUUGCUGUUCUUAAUAGAAUGAUGGCGUGAAAACAGAGCUGUGAACACUUUGCAGAAUUAUUUAGGAAUAAAAUUCAGGAGCUUUUUGAGAUUCAUCAUUGAAAAUGGUAUCAUUUAGUUUCAGUACUAAGCACCUGUAGUGUUAAUGCACUUGAAAUAAGUUUUAAAAGACAUACGAGGUUGUACACAUUCCACCAUUGGGAAAACAAGAAGAUGACAUAUGAUUAAAUACAAUCUAUGUGCUCGUGACAACUGAGCUGCUGAAGGCAGGAAGAACUCUGAGCUGAAUAGUAGUGGGUCCCUGAAUCUGGAGAGAAGGCGCCACCUUGGAACCAGUCAUGAACCAUCCUGACUACAAGCUGAACCUUCGGUCUCCGGGGACCCCCAGAGGUGUGUCCUCGGUGGUUGGCCCGAAUGCUGUUGGUGCUUCGCCAGGUGACAAAAAGUCAAAGAACAAGUCCAUGCGAGGGAAGAAAAAGAGCAUAUUUGAAACCUACAUGUCCAAGGAGGAUGUUUCAGAAGGCUUGAAGAGAGGAACACUUAUCCAGGGUGUAUUGAGAAUCAACCCAAAGAAGUUUCAUGAAGCCUUCAUUCCUUCUCCGGAUGGUGAUCGGGACAUUUUUAUUGAUGGAGUUGUUGCUCGUAAUAGAGCCUUAAAUGGGGACCUUGUGGUUGUAAAACUGCUUCCUGAGGAUCAGUGGAAGCCAAGGAUAACCUUGUCUCUGCCUGGAGUGCUGGGAUUACAGGCAGUUAAACCAGAGAGCAACGACAAAGAAACAGAAGCUACUUAUGAAGCUGACAUCCCUGAAGAGGGCUGUGGACAUCACCCCCUGCAGCAGUCCCCGAAAGGCUGGAGUGGUCCUGAUGUCAUUAUAGAGGCUCAGUUUGAUGACAGCGACUCAGAAGAUAGACAUGGCAACACCAGUGGCCUGGUUGAUGGUGUUAAGAAAUUGUCAAUCUCUACUCCUGACAAAGGAAAAGAAGAUUCUAGUACUCCAGUUAUGAAAGAUGAGAACACCCCCAUACCACAGGACACAAGAGCCUUAUCAGAGAAGUCACUUCAGAAAUCAGCAAAGGUGGUUUACAUCUUGGAGAAAAAGCAUUCCCGAGCAGCAACUGGCAUCCUGAAACUCUUGGCUGAUAAGAACAGUGACCUGUUUAAGAAAUACGCCCUGUUUUCUCCUUCAGACCACCGAGUACCUAGAAUUUAUGUACCUCUCAAGGACUGUCCCCAGGACUUCAUGACCCGACCUAAAGACUUUGCCAACACACUCUUCAUCUGCCGCAUCAUAGACUGGAAGGAGGACUGUAAUUUUGCCCUGGGGCAACUGGCUAAGAGUCUUGGGCAGGCUGGUGAAAUCGAGCCUGAAACAGAAGGGAUACUGACAGAAUAUGGUGUGGACUUCUCUGAUUUCUCUUCAGAAGUUCUUGAAUGUCUCCCUCAAAGCCUGCCUUGGACAAUCCCACCUGAUGAGGUGGGCAAGAGAAGAGACCUAAGAAAAGACUGUAUCUUCACCAUUGAUCCAUCAACUGCUCGUGACCUUGAUGAUGCCCUCUCCUGCAGGCGGCUCACUGAUGGCACCUUCGAAGUGGGCGUCCACAUCGCCGAUGUGAGUUACUUUGUUCCUGAGGGAUCCUCUUUGGAUAAAGUAGCUGCUGAGAGAGCCACAAGUGUCUACUUGGUCCAGAAGGUGGUCCCCAUGCUUCCCAGGCUUCUGUGUGAGGAACUCUGCAGCCUCAACCCCAUGACUGACAAGCUGACCUUCUCUGUGAUCUGGAAGCUGACCCCUGAAGGCAAGAUCCUUGAAGAGUGGUUUGGCCGCACUAUCAUCCGUUCUUGCACCAAACUGAGCUACGACCAUGCCCAGAGCAUGAUUGAAAAUCCAACUGAGAAGAUCCCUGAGGAAGAGCUUCCCCCGAUUUCCCCAGAGCACAGCGUCGAGGAGGUGCACCAGGCAGUCCUGAACCUGCACAGCAUUGCAAAGCAACUCCGCCGCCAGCGCUUUGUCGAUGGCGCACUCCGUUUAGAUCAGCUGAAGCUUGCUUUUACUCUGGACCAUGAGACUGGAUUGCCUCAAGGAUGUCACAUCUAUGAGUACCGAGACAGCAACAAGCUUGUAGAGGAGUUCAUGCUCCUGGCCAACAUGGCGGUGGCCCACAAGAUCUUCCGCACCUUCCCUGAGCAGGCCCUGCUGCGCCGGCAUCCCCCACCACAGACGAAGAUGCUCAGUGACCUGGUGGAGUUCUGUGACCAGAUGGGGCUGCCCAUGGAUGUCAGCUCUGCAGGGGCCCUAAAUAAAAGCCUGACUAAGACAUUUGGAGACGACAAGUACUCUCUGGCCCGGAAGGAGGUGCUCACCAACAUGUACUCCCGGCCCAUGCAGAUGGCACUGUACUUCUGCUCUGGGAUGCUGCAGGACCAGGAGCAGUUCCGGCAUUAUGCUCUCAACGUUCCCCUCUACACACACUUCACCUCUCCCAUCCGCCGCUUUGCUGACGUCAUAGUGCACCGCCUCCUGGCUGCUGCUCUGGGCUACAGUGAACAGCCAGAUGUGGAGCCUGAUACCCUACAGAAGCAAGCUGACCACUGCAAUGACCGUCGCAUGGCUUCCAAACGUGUGCAGGAGCUCAGCAUCGGCCUCUUCUUCGCAGUUCUAGUAAAGGAGAGCGGCCCCCUGGAGUCCGAGGCCAUGGUGAUGGGUGUCCUGAACCAAGCUUUCGACGUGCUGGUGCUGCGCUUUGGGGUGCAGAAGCGCAUCUACUGCAACGCACUGGCCCUGCGAUCCUACAGCUUCCAGAAGGUGGGGAAGAAGCCAGAGCUCACUCUUGUUUGGGAGCCUGAUGACCUUGAAGAGGAGCCAACACAGCAGGUCAUCACCAUCUUCAGCCUGGUGGAUGUGGUCCUGCAGGCAGAGGCCACAGCCCUCAAGUACAGUGCUAUCCUGAAGCGACCAGGCCUGGAGAAGGCGUCUGAUGAGGAGCCUGAGGACUGAAUGCUAGCCCAAACCAGGCCUGUGCCUGCCCUACCCUGCUGGCUUUUAGGAAUAGGACCUUUUGACACCAAAGGGGAUUUUUAAUUUGGUUUUUAACAACUCAGGGGUUUGUUUUUAUUUUUAUUUUUCCUUUUAUUUUACUUUUGCAGCUCAGUUUUUAAAUGAACUGGAAGGUUAGGGGUCAGGGAAGGGAAUGCUGAGGCCUGGCCUGUGCUUCCCUGAGCAGAGAGGAUCCCAGUCCUCCUGGGCAGGCAGCCCCGCUUCUACCAGGCGACCCACUGCCCUUCCCUGCCCAGGAAAUGGGGGUUUCAGCAAAUCAGUGUCAUGGAAUAAAAUCAAGUGUGAAUUGC